This is a messenger RNA of Paramecium octaurelia, 975 nucleotides long. Lineage: Eukaryota; Ciliophora; Oligohymenophorea; Peniculida; Parameciidae. The record is from the annotation of a GenBank genome assembly.
AUGAUUUAAUAAUCUGGCAUUUCAUUUUAAGGUCGACAAACUUAAUUGAAAGAUCACAUCGUCAUGCUCGAAUAGAGAGCAUAAGAAAUAAAUCAAGACAUUAAGAAAGUAUAAAAACAUUUCAAUAAUAGAAAAGGAAAACUCAAGGAAGUCAGGACAGGCAAAUCAAAUUAAAAACUCUUCAAAAUCAAAUUGAUAAAAUGAAAUAGUUGAGUGAAGAUCUUUAGAACUUAGUCAUUGAUGUAAUUACAUGUUUCUAAUUCUAUUUUAGGAUUAGAAAUGGUAAAAAUUGAUGAUCCUCCUUGACAUCAUGUACUAAAACUUGGAUAAUCCAGAACAUGAAUAAGAGAUCAAUCAAGUACAUAGAAUUACCAUUAAUUAGUUAAUCAGUCAAUUGUACUAAACUAAAAGCGUGCAAAUUGCAUGGAAUGAUAGAAUCUUGUAAUCCAAUAGAUCAAUAAUUGAGCCUUUUGAUUAAAAAGCUGCAACUCAACAGGCUUAAUUGGUAGAUUAAAAUUCUGCUGCAUAUAAAAUCAAAAUGAUGGACUUUAGCUACAAUGAUAGGCCCUAGAAAAAUGAUUAUUAUUAGCCUCCAACUUUCAAAGAAAAAUUGAAUUUAAAUAGUUUGCUACCUAAAUACAAAAUGCUACCCCAUUCAGUAUUCAGUUAAUUAAGCUGCGACACUUUGUUCUAUGUAUUUUAUUAUCAUAAAGAACCGACUGAAUAAUUAAUGGCAGCAAGAGAAUUAAUUAAAAAUCAGUGGAUCUACAACACAAAACACGGAUACUGGAUGAAGAAAGACAAGCAUUAUUAAUAUGUAAUUUAAUGAGUAUAUAUUAGAAGGAUGAGGAAAACGAGAAAGUUAUCAAAGGUCCUUUCUUCUAUUUUGACUGCGAAGCUAAAUGGUAACAGAAAAAGAAACCUGACUUUUCGUUUAAGAAAAAACACAUAUUACAAUACGAAUUAAUUUAGUGA